This is a messenger RNA of Danio aesculapii, 3674 nucleotides long. It is a transcript of the gene slc4a4b, whose product is annotated as solute carrier family 4 member 4b. The transcript has 27 exons. The record is from RefSeq and is a predicted model, not a curated record. Gene Ontology annotation, molecular function: solute:inorganic anion antiporter activity; sodium:bicarbonate symporter activity; monoatomic anion transmembrane transporter activity. Gene Ontology annotation, cellular component: basolateral plasma membrane; plasma membrane. NCBI's taxonomy places the organism in Eukaryota, Metazoa, Chordata, Actinopteri, Cypriniformes, Danionidae. Gene Ontology annotation, biological process: transmembrane transport; bicarbonate transport; monoatomic anion transport.
UCAAGACUCAAGACGAGCCUGUGGAGCGCGACGCCACGCGUUUCUCGACCGGACAGAGAGAGCUCCUGAUCCCGCUGCGGAAUGACUGCUGGACUGGCCGAAUGUACUGUAGUUCGUAGAAGCAGCAGCGGUGAAACAUCUCUGGCUCCAGAUAAACUCAACUGAACGCGUUUCUGCUUUUACGCAUCCAGACGCGCUUGAACUUGGAGCGAAAUCGCACUUUUUUACGACAGAGAGAGUUUUUCCGCGUGGACGAACUCUUUAAUCCAGAGUUCCAGCAGAAGAAAGUGGUUCUCUUAGAGAAGAGGACGCCAAUUGUCAACAUGAGCGACAAAAACAAGAUGGAGGAUGAAGCUGUAGUGGACAGAGGAGCCUCGUACAUCAAAAACGUGUGUGAUGAGGAGGUUGAAGGUCAUCACACAGUCUACAUUGGUGUUAAUGUGCCUAAAAGUUACCGGCGGCGGCGCCGACAUAGACGACGAUCCAGUCACAGAGAGAGACGGGAACGGGUGACGGAGAACGUGAGCGACAAAUCAGAUACCGAGAACGCAGACGACUCCUCGUCCAGCAUCCUCAAACCACUCAUUUCUCCGGCAGCAGAGCGGAUACGCUUCAUUUUGGGUGAAGAUGACAGUGGUCCUCCCCCACCGCAGCUCUUCACUGAACUUGACGAACUUCUUGCCGUUGACGGACAGGAACUAGAGUGGAAGGAAACAGCCAGAUGGAUAAAGUUUGAGGAGAAGGUGGAGAAGGGUGGCGAGCGCUGGAGUAAACCUCACGUGGCCACUCUUUCUCUGCACUCGCUCUUCCAGCUGAAGAACUGCAUCGAGAAGGGAACCAUCAUGCUGGACAUGGACGCAAACUCACUGCAGCAGAUAGUCGAAAUCAUCACUGACAGUCAGAUCGAGAGCGGGCAGCUAAAGGCCGAUCUGAGGGAGACGGUCAUUUACACUCUGCUAAGGAAACAUCGACACCAGACCAAAAAGUCCAACUUGCGCUCGCUGGCAGACAUCGGCAAGAGCGUGUCGAGCGCCAGUCGCCUGUUCAGUAGCCAGGAGAACGGCAGUCCAACCACAGCUCAUCGUAACCUGACCUCCACCAGCCUGAAUGACUUGUCAGACAAACCUGAGAAAGACCAGUUGAAUAAUAAAUUCAUGAAGAAAAUCCCCCGGGAUGCCGAAGCGUCAAACGUGUUGGUGGGAGAGGUGGAUUUUCUCGACGCUCCAUUUGUUUCGUUUGUUCGCCUUCAGCAGUCCGUCAUGUUAGGAGGUCUGACCGAAGUCCCGGUUCCCACACGGUUCCUUUUUAUUCUGCUGGGACCCAAAGGAAAGGCCAAAUCAUACCGCGAGAUCGGACGUGCCAUCGCCACGCUCAUGUCUGACGAGGUGUUUCAUGACAUUGCGUAUAAAGCACGAGACCGCAGUGACCUGCUGGCCGGGAUCGAUGAAUUUCUGGAUGAAGUGAUUGUUCUUCCUCCAGGAGAGUGGGAUCCUGACAUUCGAAUCGAGCCUCCAAAAUCCGUCCCGUCUGCGGAUAAACGUAAGAACAAUCUUGCUGGAGGGGAAGGUUCUCAGAUGAAUGGAGGAACGCCUCAUGAUGGAGGUUCGGGUGGCGGUGGUGGACACGCGGUCGGAGAUGAACUGAAAUGACUGGCAAGUGAGUUUUGCGGGGGUCUUGUUCUGGACAUCAAAAGGAAACUCCCAUUUUUCGCGAGCGACUUUUAUGACGCUCUGAACAUCCAAUCUCUGUCCGCCAUCUUGUUUAUUUAUCUGGGUACAGUAACAAAUGCCAUCACGUUCGGAGGCCUGCUGGGAGACGCCACAGAGAACAUGCAGGGUGUAUUGGAGAGUUUUGUCGGGACGGCGCUGGCAGGUGCAGUUUUCUGUCUGCUCGCAGGUCAACCGCUCACAAUCCUGAGCAGCACCGGCCCUGUGCUCGUGUUCGAGAGACUGCUGUUCAACUUCAGCAGGGACAAUGAUUUCGACUAUCUGGAGUUCCGGCUGUGGAUCGGCCUGUGGUCUGGCUUUAUGUGUCUGGUUCUGGUGGCGACCGAUGCCAGUUUCCUGGUGCAGUAUUUCACACGAUUCACAGAGGAAGGUUUUUCUGCGCUCAUCAGCUUCAUCUUCAUCUACGAUGCCUUCAAGAAGAUGCUCAAACUGGCUCAUCAUAACCCUAUCAACUCCGGCUAUGACCUGGAACUGGUCACGCAGUACGGCUGCCACUGCACGCCUCCCGACGGGAAUGUUUCAGCCCUGUACUUGGAGAAAAUGGAAGCCUUGAUGAACAACACUGGACAGCAUCACCUGAAUGCGACGUGGGCGUCUCUGUCCCGCUCUGAGUGUCAGGAAUGGGGCGGUCAGCUGGUGGGAGCGGCGUGUGAUUUCGUCCCAGAUAUCACACUCAUGUCCUUCAUCCUGUUCCUCGGCACAUACACCUGCUCCAUGGGGCUCAAGAAGUUCAAGACCAGCAGAUUCUUCCCCACUACGGUCCGCAAGCUAAUCAGCGAUUUCGCCAUUAUUUUGGCCAUUCUGAUCUUCUGCGGUGUGGACGCUCUGGUCGGCGUCGAUACACCCAAACUCAUCGUGCCGAGCGAAUUCAAGCCGACGAGUCCACAUCGAGGCUGGUUUGUGGCCCCGUUUGGAGGAAACCCGUGGUGGGUUUAUCUGGCGUCGUUCUUGCCCGCUCUGCUGGUCACCAUCCUCGUCUUCAUGGACCAGCAGAUCACAGCCGUCAUCGUCAACCGCAAAGAGCACAAGCUCAAGAAAGGAGCUGGGUAUCAUCUGGACCUGUUCUGGGUGUCGAUUCUGCUGGUUGUGUGUUCGUUCAUGGGUUUACCGUGGUAUGUCGCAGCGACUGUGAUCUCCAUCGCCCACAUCGACUCGCUCAAGAUGGAGACUGAAACCUCAGCUCCUGGAGAACAGCCCAAGUUUCUUGGAGUUCGGGAGCAGAGAGUCACAGGAAUAAUGGUGUUUAUUCUGACCGGCCUCUCCGUCUUCAUGGCUCCCGUUCUGAAGUUCAUUCCCAUGCCGGUGCUGUACGGUGUGUUCCUCUACAUGGGCGUCGCUUCACUCAAUGGCGUUCAGUUUUUGGAUCGCCUGGAGCUCCUGCUGAUGCCUGCAAAACACCAGCCGGAUCUGAUUUACCUGAGACACGUCCCACUUAGACGAGUUCACCUCUUUACCUUCAUACAGGUUCUGUGUUUGGCUCUGCUGUGGAUCCUCAAGUCAACAGUGGCCGCCAUCAUCUUCCCCGUCAUGAUCCUCGCACUGGUGGCUGUGAGAAAGGCCAUGGAUUAUGUGUUCUCGCAGCACGAUCUCAGUUACCUGGAUGACGUCAUGCCGGAGAAAGACAAGAAGAAGAAGGAGGAUGAGAAGAGGAAGAAGAAGAAGAAAGGCAGCAUCGACAGUGACAUGAAUGAUUCGGAUUUUCCAGCCAUCGAGACCAUUCCCAGUAUAAAGAUCUCGAUGGAGGAGAUGGAGCAGGGCGCAGUGCUGGGGGAGAAACCCUCAGACCGAGAUAAACCCAUGUCCUUCCUCACUCCCUACUGAUGGAAAGCACUUUUUCCCUUCCAGGACUGUCUCGAGUCAGGAUUUAAACCCCUUUAAGAAGAUGGUGCCUCAGAUCAGAAUCGAUUUGGACCCCGACAACAACAAAUUCUUCUGGAAAACUCCGUC